Molecule: messenger RNA, 5922 nt
Organism: Thunnus maccoyii (southern bluefin tuna)
Lineage: Eukaryota; Metazoa; Chordata; Actinopteri; Scombriformes; Scombridae
Exons: 8
Coding region: 351-5057 (1568 amino acids)
Biological process (GO): cell differentiation
Source: RefSeq, a predicted model, not a curated record
AGGUGGGAGCUACAGGUCGACAGCAGCGCAACUUCUCUUCAUUUUCCCCUUAAUGCUCCACUGGAGCGUCCGCAGACAAAAAAAGACAGACAGCGGGGAAGUCCGUUUAGCUGACAUCCAAACAAACGGAUCUGUACCGGCUGGGUACAAACAAAUCCAGACUCCAGUCGCUUCCUGAAGUGUUUUUCACGGAAAUGGUUCACCUGAAGUUUUCCUCCGGACGGUGAAAGUUUGGAGUUGGAGAGGAAAGACGCAGCAGGGAGACGCUUCAAAUGGAGAGAGGCUGAGGGUAAAUCAACCCAUCUGGAUCAUUUAAGUUUAACAAGGUUUUAACUCCAGGGUGAGGUGGUAUGUCAAACCGUGACUCGCUGGGGUUUGGGGACCUGAUUCCCCAGGAUGUGGUUGAGAUUUUUGCCCAAGAGAAGCAUAGCAAAAGGGGGCGGAAGAAGCGCAGUCACUCCCUGGGCAGGGCUUUGGGCUGGCUGAAGGGCAAGAAGAGGAAGGAUCUUAGGGCUAACGGGCAGAGCCUGGGCCUAGGUCCUGCACUUGACUUGGCCUUGGAUGGGCACCCUGCUGGGCAUCAGGGUGGACACAAAGGAGGACAUAAGUCAGGAAAGCAGGGCCAUCCACAGGGAAACAGUCAUGCCGUCCCAAAGAGAAAUGAUGAUGACAAGACCCCGGCACCCCCAUCGUUGCAGGAGAAUGUGUUCAUUGAGGCCAGCAGGCCAAAGUACCUGGAGGACCUUCACACAGAGGCCCUGGAAGGAUUGAAAAUGAUGCAGCAAGAAGAAACCAAUAAUGGAGUGGUGUACCAAGAUAAUGAAAGCACAAUUUCCACAAUCACAGUCCAAACAGAUGGCAAUGGUGAAGGGUUUAUGACAGACAGCACCAUUCCUGACACAUCUUCGGUUGUCUCGGUACAGUCAUCUGUGUCCACAAGAUCCUCCCGCUCUGGACUCACCAGGCAAGGAUCAACAUUCAGGCCUUUAAACUCUGGGAGAAAGUCAGAAAAGGCCAAGACAAGAAGACGACACAGGAAGACUGUUGGGGGUAUCCCACACCAUGUCCAGAGAGAGCUGGGGCUGGAUAGAGCGGGCUGGACAAUGUCUUCAAAGUUAGAAGAGGAACAGCUUUUUAAUGGUGAGACUGACGACAGCACGACCACUGAUGGGCCACAGAUGGCAACAGAGUCACAAAAAGGAGCAAGUGCCAGCCUUCAGGACAUGAAAGUCAUCCAGCCCCUCAGAAAACACCAAGAUGAGCAGCUCUGUGCCACCCAUGCUGGUCAUAGGGAUGACCUGGCCCUGCUGCAUCGCUUUGGCCCUGACUUGUCAGGUGGGCAGAGGCCUCGGUCCCUGGCCGUUCCCUGGAUGACUACUGCCAACAGCCUCCAGCAGGAGCCGCCCAGCCCCGUCAUGUCAAUGUCUCCCCAGGCCGCCUACAUGUCCAAAAUCAUUCCCAAUGCUGUGUUGCCACCCUCCAUCGAGGUGGUGGAAAUCAGUCGUGGGCGGAGCCGCAGCAGCCUCCGCACUGUCAGCAAAACUAGCCUGCUGCUGUCCAGCCCGGCUCCCUCCCGUGCUUCCUCUAGAGCCUCUUCCUCCAGAACUACUUCUUCCAGAGCCUCCAACAUCACCUCCGCCUCCCGCUACAAUGCCUCCCAUCUGUCCGACAGCUCUUGUUGGAGCAACUCUGAGUCCUCAGAGACCUUGGUAUCCGACUCCUCAACCAUCUCCAGCAGCAGCACCCCCAGACAGAAGAGGUCACAAGAUGGAGAUGCCUCUGCUAAGGAAGACAAAGUCAGUAUACACUCCUCCAUCAGCAAGGCUUCAAAAUGCACCUCCAACGGCAAGCUCAUUUGUAAGGGAGACAAGACUAAGAAUGAGGGGCCUUUUGUGCGUAGUUACUCUGUCAUGAAGCCAAAGCGGGCUCCUCCUCCUCCAAACCGCUCCUAUUCCCUUUACAAUAAGAUGAAGCGACGGUCACGUGAUCUGGCAGAGGUUAGGAUCAUUUCAGGGGAAUCUUCUCCUCGUAACAUCUCAGCCUCAGGUGAGGAAAAUGAAAAAAACAAACCUGGAUCUUCUCCUGUGUCUUUGAGGAUCAUAGACAGCCCUGACUACAAUGCUGACACCAGCUCUCUGGAUGACUCUAUAGGCUCUGUGUCAUUCAGUCCAUUUAAAUCCCAGCUGCAGGCACUGAAGACAGAGGGGGCUGCAAAAGUAGAGGAAUCCAAAGAUGCUACAAAAGAGAAGCAGGAACCACUUCAGGAGAAUAAGCUAAGCAAAAUGAUCUCCCCGUCCAGUGGCUACUCAAGUCAAGAUGGCACAUCCCCACAGCUUUCUAAGCAGACCCACAGCUCAUCUCCGAGGCACAAGAGAGGCAUCUUAGCUAAGCUUCAAAGGUUAUUUCCUGGAUCCACUCCUGCUGGUUCAGCUCCAUCCCCUCUCACACAGCCAGAGGCCCCUGAAAACACAAAAUCCACUGAUGAUCCUUCAGUCGACACUACCAGUGCCAGCCCCUCUGUAAGGGCCUUGAGAGAACUCUUUAACAUCCCUCCACCACCUAAAGUUCAUGCACCUCCCCCUCCUCCCCCAGAGGUAUGGGCUCACAACAAGCGCACCUUUGAGUUGCUGCUGGGACCUCCAGCCCCUGAUAACACUUACACCAUCAUAAAGAAGAACCCAAAGGACAGGCGACAACAGAGGCAGUCUCCCUCUGCAUCUGCAGCAGGCUCUGUGAAAAGCUUGGGGGGAGAAAGAAAGCAGAAGAAUGGGACUAUAACAGUGGAGAACAUGAAUGGAUCCCCGCAUGUACUGGAGACAAAGAAAGUUCAAGAAAGUGGGCCUUUGAAUGCAGAGAUUCACAAAGAGAACAAUGAAAGACUGGUUGAGCAGAAUGAUUUGAAAGGAAGUAGCAAAGUGACAGAAAAAGAUGAGACCGUAAGAGUAAGUGAGAUAUUAAGUGGCAUGUUAGUUAAGGCUGUAGAGAAACGUGAAGAGAGGAUGGCAGUUAUGAAGGAAGAAGACGUGAAGAAGACAUCCACACAAGCAACAGAAGUAAAGACUAACAUGGAUACAUUACCUGCCAUUUCAUUAGUACGCAUUUCUCCUACUCCCUCUCCUCUGGUGCACCAUCCUUCCCGGCCCCCCACCCAACAGACCACAGAGGUUGCCUCUGACACAGUACAAGCUGUUGUAUCCCCUGAGUUCUCCUGGCCCCCACCACCUCCAGCAAUGGACCAAGUGGGUCUCAGUGGGCAUGAUGACAUAGAUUUCCCCAUUCCACCUCCCCCGUUAUUUUGUGAGGAAAGGUUAGUUAUACCUGUGCAGGUGCCACCAGAGAGGUCAAUUCCUGGUACAGCAAACAUUGAGCAGGUUAACUCCUCUUGCAAAACUAGGUCUGUUGUUUCAGUUGUGAAAACAGAAGGUGUUAAAGUGACCACAGAGGCUGAAACACUGAAGACAAGUUCAUCCCUGGAUAUCCCUCCUCCGCCACCCUAUACAGCUCCCCCUCCACCAGUUAAAGCAGUCUCUCCUCCUACGACAAAAGAGGUCAUUCUUCCACCACCUCAAGAAUUUUCUCCUCCGCCACCUAAAGAGGUUUCUCCUCCACCACCACCCAAAGAAGUUUCUCCUGUGAUGCCUGAAGAGUCCUCUCCUCCCCUGGUUCAAGUCCUUCCUCCUCCUGUUACAGGCGUCUCCCCCACAUUGGUUAAUGUGGUAUCUCCUCCACUAGUUAAAGAGGUCUCUCCUCCUCCGGUUAUUGAGUGCUCUGUUCUACCUGCUGAAGAGGUUGCUCCUCCAUCUUGUCAAGAAAAUGCACCUCAAUCUUCUGAAGAAGCAGCACCUGUUAGCAAACUCUGUCCACCACAAACUAUUUCACCUCCACCGCCCAUUGAACCUGUGCCACCCCUGCAGUCACAACCCCAGUCAACAGAGCAAGAGAUUGAUGUUCCACUUGACAGCAUCCCAUCCAAAUCUGAAACUAACCCUGUUUCCUGUACCAGUAUUCUCACUCCCCCUCAAAGUAUUCCACCUCCGCCUCCCUUAGAGUUUCUCUCUCCAUCUCAGGUUGCACCCUCGAACACUGAUGGUCUGGAAACCCAGGAGGCCUCUCCUUCACUACCACAUGAAGCCUCCAUCCCACCAGCUCUUGAAACCACUCCUUCUCCAGAGGCAAACAUUCCUUUACCUCCACCUCUCCCUGUGCAGGGUCUUGCAAGCAUUGAGCACCAGCCUAGUCCUGCAAGCACAGAAAACCAAAGCCCAGAGCCACCCUCUGCCCCUGCUGUACAAGAGGAACCCACUCCCAUUGUCACCCCCUCCCUACUUCAGAUGGUUAAGCUGCGAUCUGUUAAUAGCAGCCCUGAGCCUCCCAAAGCUCAGGAGCCAGCCCAGGCUGAGGUCAGUAUGAGGACCCAGCAGCCCAGCAAUCAGGUGCCAUGUCCAUCUGCCAGUGGUGAGGCUCCUCAGAAGCCCAUCAGAAGAUCUCUGAUCAUGACCUCUCCCACAUCCACUUCUCCACCUGUCAUAAUCACUUCAGAACCAGCUCUGCCCAAGUCCCAGUCUGCCGUGGUCUCAUCUGCAUCUUCAACCACAGUCCUCUCACCUACGAAAAAGUCACCUCCUGCCAUGACCACCUCUCCUUCCAUGAACCUACAGGAGGCCAUCCGCCUGAGGACAGCAGCCAGAUCAAAAGAUAGCCCUGCAUCUCGCCUCAGCCUGCACUCACCUACAUCUCCAGUAGGCCCCCAAAAGUCCCCCUCCAGCACAGCGAGCUUUAUCUUCUCUAAGAGCAACAACAAGGUGGCAAUAGAGACCAAGCCUACAGUGGAGACCACGGAAACCUCAGAGAAGAACCUGGAUGUUUCCUCCGUAACAAAGGGAGUCAAGAUGCCACCACCCAUCGCAAAGAAACCCAAAACAAAGGCCAAAGAGACGGAGACCAGUGAAGGGACAGAGCAAACUGCAGGACAGGAAGCACAGCCAGAGAGCAUCAGGGAUACUUCAGAGAAAACAAACAGGACAGCAGCAGGUACUGGUGAAGGAGGAGACACAUGAUGAUAUAGACUGAAGAAGACGAUGACCUGGGAAGGACCUUCCAGUAACAUUGACUUUGCUGCAAGUUGGUGUUCGUGUGAGAGACAAGGAACUGGAUUAUUUCAAAAAUAUUUUGAAAAGUUAAAUCUGAUGUUAAUGGUGUGGGUCUUAAUUUUCUCAAGUACACAUUUUACUAAGAGUAAAUACAGUAUAUUUUCUUUGCCAGAUGGUCCACUGAGCUUUUGCUGUUGCAAAAGAUGGGAAUAUACUGCCCUCUAGUGUCUAACAAUGAUUGUACCACUUAUGUCCUGCUGAAUCAGAGCUUGUAGUCAGUACUCUUGACAAUGGGACUUUUGGGUGCUCAUCUGUAAAUAUAGCAUACAUUUGUAAAUUCAACAGUAAUGUCGAGUUCUGCUCUGUAUUUUCCCAAAGGAGUUUCAGCACCAUUUAUGUUUGUUAAAAAAUAUUAAUUAUCUUAAGUUAUUUUUCCUGUUACGUUCAGAGGAGGGUCUCUACAGACAUACAGUGAUGUCUUCUUUGCAAAGUUGAUAAUUAAUCAGUUAAUCAUAUCCAAAUUUAUGUUGUUUUCUAGAAAAUCCCACAUCAUUCUUUAUUAUUCAAGGCUUUCUAUGUGCACAACGAUUAAUGUAAAUCACUGUCACAGAAAUAAUGAGCAGACAUGUCAAGUUAUACUAAAAUCAUUAUCUUGGAGCAUGUUCUCUGCUGCUUUUAGUUACUGAUAGUGGAGGCUUUGCCUUUACUUGUAGUUAUGGCUCAAACAGUGGGAUAUUUCUGUUUGACUUUAAUAUAUUUCAAACUGGUUUCAGAGACUGUAAUGUAAUAAAUGAUCAUUUAUAAAAGAAUAAAGAUCUAUGGAGAGAUGAAA